Vespula pensylvanica (western yellowjacket) is the source of this 3139-nucleotide messenger RNA. RefSeq lists its product as uncharacterized. The transcript has 13 exons. The record is from RefSeq and is a predicted model, not a curated record. Gene Ontology annotation, molecular function: cysteine-type deubiquitinase activity. Gene Ontology annotation, biological process: protein deubiquitination. NCBI's taxonomy places the organism in Eukaryota, Metazoa, Arthropoda, Insecta, Hymenoptera, Vespidae. Bases 3 to 2729 code for a protein of 908 amino acids.
AUAUGGAGAUAUCCCCUAGAAAAUCUUCAAAGCGAACGCAGGAACAUGUAGACGAAUGGUUAUUAAGCCAGGGAUAUUUUCGAAAGCAUAUUCCUAGGGAUCCAACUUGUCUAUUUAGAGCUGUUAGUGAACAAGUUUAUUUAACGCAAUAUUAUCAUAUAAAAGUAAGAGCAGAAUGCGUAAAAUUCAUGCGAGAAAACAAGAAUUUAUUCAAAGAGUCCAUAGCAAUUCCAUUUGAUAUCUAUCUAGAUCAAAUGACAUGUUUCACCGAAGCAGGUGGUACUAAUGAAAUACAAGCAAUGUCUUUACUUUACAAAAAAGAGGUGAUUUUGUUCAAUGGACAGAAACAAACAUGUAAACAAUUGACUAAUUAUGGUUUUAAAAAUUAUAUACGUUUAUGUUAUACACCACAAAAACAGUAUGAAAGCGUAUAUAGUAAAAAUUUUGUUAGGGAAGCUGGUUUUUGCCAAUCUAUUAUGUAUGAAAUUUUAUAUAAAGAUGUAUUUGAUAUGGAAAAUCUAGAUCAUACCGUUCGCAAUAUGCUACAUAAUCGAAAUUCUACCCUGAGACAUGAUAAAUUUUUCUCGAAAGGAAAUCUUGACAUGAGAGAAGAGUUGUCAGCAGAAAUAUAUAAAAGACUUGAAAAUACCUGUGAAGGAACACCGGACUGCUUUCCAAAAGGUGUACCACCAUUCCCUUAUAGAGUUGCUAAAGCUAUUGAUGUUAAUAUUUAUCGUAAUAUUGAUUUCGAUGUAUGGCAUGAAAUUAGACGAGAAAUAAAAAAUUCUGGCUGGCUAAGAUAUAACAGCAAUGGACUUCAGAUUGGAGAUAAAUGUCUAAUUGACAUGGGCUUUGAUAAAAAUGACUUGGAUAGAAUGGGCAUAAAAGACAGUGAAGAAUGUAAGACAUUACAAACAAAAUUAAAUCAAAAUCCUACAAUUUUUUGCGGACAUAUUCAAGAAAUAAAUAAAAAUGAAGGUUCCGUAGUAGUAUUUAUAGAAGAAUUUGGAGAAAAAAAGACUGUACCAUAUUCGUCUCUCAAACCAUUAUCUUUGCGAAAAAAUAAACAAAACAAUUGGCCAUCCACAUCCAAAAAAAAUUUGCAACUAAUUGAUUCCAAUCAGAAAUAUAAGAAGCUUUUUAACGCAAGUUCAAGCAAAACAAAAGUAACUAGUUUUGAAAAACAUCUUGGUGAAUGUUCUAAUACUGCCAGUAAUACUUCUACUUCUGGUACUGCCAAUAUGACUACUCCAACAUUAGCUACCAGCACUGCCGCGACUCUUAUGAAGAUUACAAAUAAUGAUAGUAAUGAUGACAAUAUAAACAGAGAAGAUUUAUCCGAACUUCAAUGGCAAAAACAAGAACGGAGCAAUCAAGGUCAGAUGGUUGGAGAAAAGCCGUUGAGAAAAUCACAAAAUUACACUGCAAACAAAAAAUCUCUUCAAUUUCGUGGACAAGGAAAUAUGGAUAAGAAAACAACAAAAACUGGUAAAGAAGAUAAUUCACAACCUAUAACCGGAAAUACAUCAUCAUAUUAUGUUGCUUCGAAUGAUAAUUCCUAUCCUAUUUCGUACAUACCUGGUUAUACAGGUGAAUUAAUACCUGCCAAUCAAAUAAAUCGAGCAUUGCGAAAUAUUGAUAAUUUGACUCAAAAAAGUAUGGAUUUAAAUGGCUGUGAUUUGCCAUUAUCAGAUCCAGCUACAUUAAAAUUCUUUUAUAAUUUAGGAUUAGAGUGUUUCCGUGUCAAUUAUGCAUGGAACUAUGGUCCUAAUGGACAGUUAGCAUCUCCGGAAUCUUGGUAUACAGCUGAUCCAUCCAUGGCAUCGUCAAAUACAAAUGCAACUCGAAAUAUAGGAGAAGUACAAAAUAUUAAUACGUGCGUAAUGGAAGAAGAAACACCGAUAGAACAAAAGGAAAAUAGUGACAAUAAUGGAAACAAUGCUAUUAUCCCACAAUUAGCACAGAACACAAUGAAUACGUGCCUAAAUAAUGUGACCGAUUUACAAAAGGACAAGUUAAAAAAAGUGGAAAAGAAUAUAGCACCGUCUACCCAUGAGAAUAUUAAAGAUGCAGAGAAUGUCAAUAAAGACAAACAACGAACUAAUAAUACAGCCCCACGAUUUAAAAAAAAUACACCUAAAGAUCAACAUUAUAGCGAACCAAAAUAUUCGCAAAAUAAGAAAUUGUCUAAACAUUGUGAACACAAUUGUUUAUUACGCGAAUUUCAGAAUGUUUCGAAUUCGCAAAUUGGUGAUAUGCAAGCACCGCUUGCUAAUACUGUUUUAAAUCCAGUACAUAUAUCACCUGGAAUGGCGAAUACUUACCAUUUAUCUUAUGUACAACAACAGUCACCAUAUGCAAAUGUGUCAUAUUGUGAACAUGAAGUAGAUACAUACGGAGGCUCGUAUUACUUGUCUCAAGGAGGUUUCCCUAAUAUUACUUGCGUACCAAAUUCUGAUGUUGUCGAUGCAAAUAAUACGCAUUCCUUUUUGCCAUAUUUCUAUCCAAGUGCAGAAAUAUAUCCUCCGGUUUAUUCAUCAUCUGCAUAUUCAACAUACAUGCAUGCUCAACAAACGGCAUAUGGUGGUUUACCUCCACAAAAUAUACACGACUCGUGGUAUUCGUUUCCAGAACAAUAUUACUAUCUUCAAUAUAGUCCUGUUCCAUUUCGCACAACAGAGCAUUCUAGUGAAAUGGGACAAGCUAAUAACUCAAAUUCAUCGACUUAAUCUAAUACAUUCAUCAUAAAACAAUAUUUACAUAUAAAAAUAUUAAAACUUAUAUGUCUAUGUAUCCAUUGCUUAUAUGAUAUAUAUGCAUUAUCUAUAUGCGUUAUGUAUAUGUUACAUAUACAUUACUUAUAAUAUGUCUAUAUAUAGAUGCGUUUUAUAUGUCUAUAUACAUAUAUAACCUAUAUAACAUUAUAAUAUCCAAUUAUCAUUAUAAAUUCUGUUAUUAAUAUGUCGACAUGUAAUGCAAUAAUGCGAAUUUUUAUUCGCGACUGACGAAUUUUUUUUCGCGAGACGAACCGUAUAGUUUCUAUCAGAAGAACAAAUGUAAGGAGAGAUACAAUUAUUUUUCUUCCAUUUAUUUAGUUGAACUUAAGAUAGAUAUAAAUAACAUAUCAUUUAUAGUUUUA